Molecule: messenger RNA, 1110 nt
Organism: Blumeria graminis f. sp. triticale
Lineage: Eukaryota; Fungi; Ascomycota; Leotiomycetes; Helotiales; Erysiphaceae
Source: the annotation of a GenBank genome assembly
AUGGGUUUGAAGAGCGAGAUAAUGAGGCCACACUUGUCCCAUUUUGGCGCAAAUGCAAUCUUGAGGGGUGUACAAUUGACGCUCGUUGGAGCUAUACGGGCUCUACAGAAUCCAAACCUUUGGUCAUCUCAGCAUUACAAACAAGUUUUAAUUGCUAUUGCAGCUGGGAUUGCCAUCCGCUUCUUAAUUUCCAUACCGUUCAAUGUGAUCAGAAUUAUCCUAUGGCUUAUCUCAUUCGCAUUCGACUUCGAAAAUGCGCUAUGGAAUGAAAGUUUGGCCACCAGCUGGGAAUUCAUACAAAACUAUGUCCUUCAAAUUCCAUUCUUUUUAAUGACAUUUAUGAAAUAUGUUACGCCGACGUUGGAUAAUCUGUUGGCAUGGGUUGAUUACACGUACUAUAAAAAACAUGAGGGUGAAACGCCAACGGCUAUUCGAGAGGGUUAUUAUCAUAAUUUGCAACAAUACACAGCUGAAAAUAACAAGCCUAACUCAAUGAGUACAAAAACUACAAUAGCCAAGUUUAUUUUUCGCUUCGGAAAGAGAGCUGGAAUAUCGCUUUUCAUAUUCGCCUGUUCUUAUGUGCCCUUCGUGGGUCGAUUAGUUUUACCUGGAGCAUCUUUCUACACAUUUCAGAAAGUUAUCGGCUUUGCACCAGCUGCUAUCAUCUUUGGAACCGGGAUAUUUUUACCCCGAAGGUAUCUCGUCAUAUUUUUACAAAGUUAUUUUUCCUCUAGAAGUCUCACAAGAGAGCUGCUCGAACCCUACUUCAUCCGAAUCCAUUUUACUAAGGAUCAAAAGAGGAAUUGGUUUUUUGACCGCGAAGGUCUCCUCUUUGGUUUUGGGGUCGGAUUUUAUCUCCUGCUUCGAAUCCCACUUCUUGGCGUACUAAUGUAUGGUAUAGCCGAAGCCUCUACAGCAUAUCUUGUCACCAAAAUAACAGAUCCCCCGCCCAUACCUGCUCAGUCUGAUGGUUUUGCUGCCAGCCAGCAGAAGUGGGCUAACAAACACGAGUUUCUAAGGCUAAAUCUUCGUGAAAUUGAUAAGCAACUUCGACAUAAACGUUUUGCUGACACACCUCCGAAUACAACUACGAAAAAAGCCAAAAAUUAA